Haplochromis burtoni (Burton's mouthbrooder) is the source of this 839-nucleotide messenger RNA. Its product is annotated as V-set domain-containing T-cell activation inhibitor 1. The record is from RefSeq and is a predicted model, not a curated record. Lineage: Eukaryota; Metazoa; Chordata; Actinopteri; Cichliformes; Cichlidae.
AACACAUGGAUGAAGUCAGCGAGCCCGUCGGACGCCUCGAAAAAGCAAUUCAGAGAAAUGCGAAUCACGAAGGUGGACAGAGUGUCGCAGUCGGAGUUGGAGCCGGAGUGGGUUGUGUCCUUGUUCUUGCUGUUGUUGUUGGUUUGUUGGUGUGUAAAAGAAAACGGCCAUCCUCACCGACUUGCAACGAAGCCCCGAAAAAGAAAAGGGGAUCAGAAGAGAUGAUUUGAAAACCUGAAUGUGAAACACUGAGAAUCCUGGCUACGUGUAUAUAACAGUGUGAUUCCACUUCUCAGAAAAGGGGACCAUGAAUAUUUCUCUGCUGUGAGAAACUAAAAAAGCAGAUGCAGGUCAUGAGACUGUCCACAAAUAUGUAGCAUUAAGCACUUUAUUCCUGUGAAACUGACCACUAAUCAAUUUAACAAUGACAGAGCAAGUUUUAUUUUUGUGUUGAUUGAGAAUGAAACCUCUUUCUCUUUAAACUGUGGAGACUGGAGGUUCGACUCCAUGGGUUUGUGGGAUUUUGAUCACAUGUCAGUAACCAUGACUACGGCACGUGAACAUGAGGAUUUGGGGUUUAGCGUGUCUUGUGUUUAGGUCUAAGCCAGAGAUCUUUUUUUUUAUAUAUAUUACUCAGAUAUAUGUACACAUCUCCCUUUUAAUACUAAUGACAUGUGUAACACUGACUUUUAAUAAGAGUUCUCUUGUAAUGUGAAGAUUUUCUGUAGCUUUCUCAUGUUCAUGUUGAUCUUUCACUUUUGUUUCUUGGCAAUGGCCACAGAUUUAACCCCUACGUGUACAGCAUUAUGUUCUGAUGUUAAUAAAACACUUCAAUCAGC